Acomys russatus (golden spiny mouse) is the source of this 919-nucleotide messenger RNA. RefSeq names its product Rho family GTPase 2 (gene Rnd2). Gene Ontology annotation, biological process: small GTPase-mediated signal transduction. Bases 36 to 719 code for a protein of 227 amino acids. The transcript is spliced from 5 exons. Lineage: Eukaryota; Metazoa; Chordata; Mammalia; Rodentia; Muridae. The record is from RefSeq and is a predicted model, not a curated record. Gene Ontology annotation, molecular function: GTP binding; GTPase activity.
GGGGCGGCGUGGGGGGCCGGCGCGUAGCCGGGACUAUGGAGGGGCAGAGCGGCCGCUGCAAGAUCGUAGUGGUGGGGGACGCGGAGUGCGGCAAGACAGCGCUGCUGCAGGUGUUCGCCAAGGACGCCUACCCUGGGAGUUAUGUCCCCACCGUGUUUGAGAACUACACUGCAAGCUUCGAGAUCGACAAGCGCCGCAUUGAGCUCAACAUGUGGGAUACUUCAGGGUCCUCGUACUAUGACAAUGUCCGGCCUCUGGCCUACCCAGACUCCGACGCCGUGCUCAUCUGCUUCGACAUUAGCCGGCCAGAGACACUGGAUAGUGUCCUUAAGAAGUGGCAAGGAGAGACUCAGGAGUUCUGCCCCAAUGCUAAGGUGGUGCUGGUUGGCUGUAAACUGGACAUGCGGACUGACCUGGCCACACUGAGGGAGCUGUCCAAGCAGAGACUUAUCCCUGUUACCCAUGAGCAGGGCACUGUGCUGGCCAAGCAGGUGGGGGCCGUGUCCUAUGUUGAAUGCUCCUCCCGGUCUUCUGAGCGCAGCGUCAGGGACGUCUUCCACGUAGCCACAGUGGCUUCUCUCGGCCGUGGCCAUAGGCAGCUGCGCCGUACUGACUCUCGCCGGGGACUGCAGCGGUCUACUCAGCUGUCGGGACGGCCUGACCGGGGAAAUGAGGGCGAGAUACAUAAGGAUCGAGCCAAGAGCUGCAACCUCAUGUGAGGGGCCCACAGGGAACGCAGAGAAUGAAGGGGGGGGGACGAGAGGCACAGUUGUCCCCCCCACCCCACCCCCGCUUGCUCCUGGACUUUCUGACCUCCUGACCCUGGCUGGAAGGGCAGGGCAGGCAGAGGAGCAGUUCUGGUUGGAAGACCUAGAGGACAGAAGGGUGUCACCAUUCCUCCUUAUCCCCUCUGGUGGUG